AUGAUACCGGCCAUCCGAUCGCCACCCCGGAAAUCCACUGCAGCUGGCUGCACGCCCUCGUUGUCACCCAAGUGCGGCAACCCAACAGAUCUGCAACAUCCGUCGCCUCAACUUGUUCUUCCGGACGCCGUUCGUCCGCAGCAUGCCGCUACGCCGAUGCGCCCAGAUCCACAGGUGGCGCUCAGCCUUGAGGUGGCAGCCAACCGGUUGAGCGGUGAGUGUGGGUGGGCGAAAACCCACUGGCUGUUAGAAAAGUGGUCUGACACUCGAGAAGGUGAAAAAAAGGGAAAAACGGGCGUCACGCGUGGAGGUUCAGCCGCGAUCCGCUGGGCUGCAAGCAAGAAGAGCAGCAACUCGCGCGGGCCAUGUCUGUGUUCCACCGCAACACCUCAUUUGGGCGGGGCUGCACCAUCUCCACCUGCUCACCACCACUGCAUAUCUCCGGCUCAGCACGAAACCAUGCCGGCGGUCAAGCGCAAGGCCGCCGUGUCGACCGCGCCUUCCGAUGGCGACUCGGACGCCGACCUCGAGAUCCCCACCACCACGCGCACGCAGCCAGCCCGCAAACGUGCGCACAUGGACUCGCUCAACGCCGAAAGCGUGCUUCGCAUCCUACCGCGCACGGCCUUCCUUCGACACUUUCCCAGCCAGAAGCGUCGGUGUUUGGCCACUCUCGCCGGCGAUCUGCCUCCCCAACGCAGUCGGCACAGCGGCGAGCCCGCCAGCUCCGCCGAUGCGAGCUACGCCAAGGCGUGCGUGGGGCUCAGCGACGAAUGGCAUACACUGCACACCAUGCUCAAAGCCACCGUGACGGCGCAGGAGAGCAACAGCGCCCUGCUGAUCGGUGCGGCGGGGGCGGGAAAGUCGCUCCUCGUCGACUCGGUGCUACGCUCGCUCGAGGCCGAGUUCUACCAUGUGCGGCUUGCGGCGAGCGUGCAGAUCAACGACCGGGCGGCGAUGAAGGAGAUGGCCCAGCAGCUGAUCUUGCAGGGCGCUUUUAGCGAGCAGGAUGUUUCCGAUGCCAUGGACGACCCCACGGACGAAGACGAGUCUUCCGCCCCACGGAACGAUCAGGACCAUGUGUUUGGGGGGGAUGGCGAGAGCGAUGACGAGGCGGUGGACGAAGAGGCCGAGAUGCAGCACGAGUUGGCAGGUGCGAUCCUGUCAUCGCUCAACAACAUCAUCGCACACAUCAUCGCGUUGCUCUCCAAUACGGCAAGCAGGCGUGCACGCAAGCCGUUGGUGAUUACUCUGGAUGACUUUGACCUGUUCACGGCACGGCCCAGGCAGGCGUUGCUUUACUGCCUGCUGGAUGCGGUGCAGGCUGCAUCGUACGGCGCUGGUCUGGCGGUAGUGGGCAUGACGAGCAGGGUGGAUACGGUGGAUCUGCUGGAGAAGCGCGUGAAGAGUCGGUUCUCGCACCGGAUCGUCCACGUCAGGCCGCCGAGGGACUACGAUACAUUCGAACAGAUUGUUCGCAAUGCGCUAUCGCCACCCAUGGAGGGGGAUAGCGCGGGGGAGAGGGAGGUGAAUACGGCGUGGGAGGCGGAUAUGAGCCUGGUGCUUUCGCACCCACCUGUGCACGAUGUCCUGCGUGGGCUGUACGAGCUUUCCAACGACGUUCGUAUGGCAUAUCGCAUCCUCCUUCCCGCCGUAGCUGCUACGACCACAAAAGAUCCUUUGUUGGAUGUAGAGGUCCUUAUCGAAACGGCGGCGAUCGAGGUGGGUGAUGGCAUGUCGCACAUCCUUCGCGACCUGACGGAGCCGGAAUUGGCGCUGCUCCUUGCUAUUCGGCAAUUGCAACUUCGCGAUCGGGUGGUGUUUAACUUUGAGAUGGUCUUCGACGAGUUGCGUCGGUUUGCCGCGCGGGAUUCUCGAGACCGUCAAUCUGCCGCCACUUCAGGAUCCUCGGGUUCGGUGGCGAGUGCAUCGUAUGCGGAUCGAAAGAUCGCCCUGUUGGCAUUUCACACCCUGCUGGGACUCGAACUGUUGCUACCCGAGAAUUACGUGACGACGCUGACGAUCAGCAAUCCCGUCGCAAAGCCAAGCGCGACUCCAACGGCGACCCAGACGGGAAGGGCGAAUCAGAAUACCAUCAGGAAGGAGUUUUGGAAGGUCCGUUGCGUCUUGCAGCCCAACACCAUUGCUGCAGCUGCAAAGGAUAGGUCUAGGCCAAUCGCCGUCACUUCGUCGCUCGAGAAAUGGGCUUCGCAUACGUAG
Molecule: messenger RNA, 2220 nt
Organism: Moesziomyces aphidis
Lineage: Eukaryota; Fungi; Basidiomycota; Ustilaginomycetes; Ustilaginales; Ustilaginaceae
Source: the annotation of a GenBank genome assembly